Molecule: messenger RNA, 928 nt
Organism: Erigeron canadensis
Lineage: Eukaryota; Viridiplantae; Streptophyta; Magnoliopsida; Asterales; Asteraceae
Product: RING-H2 finger protein ATL40-like
Exons: 1
Coding region: 79-813 (244 amino acids)
Source: RefSeq, a predicted model, not a curated record
AAUAUUAUUUCAAAGCCUCAAAACAAUCUGGCCUGAAUUACAAGUACUAUAGCUCUUUUGCCUAGGGAGACAUAAAUCAUGUCAGGUUUUCAAGAUCGACAUGAUGACGAUGAUGAUCCACCAUUUUUCUCUCGUGGGAACUCAUCAGAUGUCAAUAGUAAAAUUUUGCUCAUAGCAAUAAUAUCUUUAUCGGUGGUAGUGGUGGUUGUAACCAUGUUACAUGUAUAUGCAAGAUACAUACUCCGUCGUCAAGCACGUCGUCGAGUGGCUCUUCAAGGUGUUGGGUUCGUAGUACCCAUCCAGUCGCUCAAAAGUGGUCUUGAACCAAAGGUGAUCGCCUCUCUCCCUGUACUCAUGUAUAGAGAUAUGAAUCAUGAACAAGGUUUGAGUCCCGAAUGCACCGUUUGUUUAGGUGUAUUCGAGGAUACUCAAAUGAUUAGGACUUUACCGAACUGCAAGCACCAUUUUCAUGUAGAGUGCAUUGACAGAUGGUUAGGGUCACAUUCCAGCUGUCCCAUUUGUCGUCAUGAGGUAGAACCAUGUGCAGCUAUCUUGCCCUUACCCCGUGAGCCUAGCACUAGGCUAGGAGUACUUGGGGUUGGCACACCUUCUGCUCCACCUCUAGAACAAACAAGUUAUUUAGAUAGAGAAGGGAUGAUAUUAGAGGAGAGAAUACAAUCAUCUGCUAAAGUCAAUGGAACAAACUUAAGGUUGAGCUCAUUUCGAAGGAUGCUUAGUAUGGACCGUUCUUCACGGCGUGUUAAUUCGUGUACACAAGAUAAUGAACCAGAUGAAGAUCUCGAAAGACAAUAAAUCCAUUAAUACUACAACAUUUUGUGAAUGUCCUUAAUUUAUUGUACGUAACACUACCUUGUCUUCAGACCUUAAAACUUUGUAUGUUUUUUCAAAUAUUUAUGUUAAUAUUUAU